ACAAAGCCAAACUCUUUACUCUAUCUUUAUCUCUAUCUCUCUUUCUUUCUUUCUCCAUUACUCUCUUUCUCUCUUUCUAAAUGGAAGCUCUUACCUUUAUGAAAUUCUGGUUAACCAACAACACAACCAUCAAACCUCGCCGUGAAAUCAGAAUCUCAGAAUCCGCCGUCGAUUCCACCACCGGAUCAGAAGAUCCCGACCUUGACCUCUGCGAAGGAGAGGAUUCCUUCUUCGAGCUCAAGAUCUCUCUCUCGGAUUUCAAAACACCUAAAGAAAAACAGAGACUCGAAACAACAACAACAACAACAACGUACUCUGUUUCUAACAAAAGCAAAGUCCUUCCUUUCGUUGAUAUCUCUUCAAAACCCCAACAAUCUCCGACCACUCUUUUGAAAUCCGGUCAAAAGUUUCGUGCUUUCUCAUUCAAGAAGUCAGAAAAGUCAACGACGACUGAGAAGAAGAAAGAAGAAAACAACCGAACUAGUCUCAACGUAAGAUUCAGAGUCGACGAUGAAACAACAACAACAAGUUUCAGAAAAACAGCAAGCAUUGCGAGAUCACAACAAACAGACGACACGAUGUUCGACGACUCUGUUUCAAAGAGAUUCUUCAGUCUCAUUAAACCUUUGUACACUAAAUCAACGAAGAAGCAGUCAUCGUCGACGAUUACAUCUCCGACGUCUUCACCGGCGACGAGAGAGAAACAGAGGAGUAAUAUUCCGUCGGGGAUGAGAAGUGUGAGGAGACAACUUGGGAAGAGUCGGUCAGCUUCUGCGGCGAUCGGAGGAAUGUCUCCGGCGAACAGAAUCGAUGAGUCUUUACAAGUUCAACAAGAUGGGAUUCAAAGUGCGAUUCUUCAUUGCAAGAAAUCGUUUCAUGGCUCGAGAGAAUCUUCUCUGUUAUCACGAUCUACGAGUGAAUCUUCUUCACAAGAGAAACUUAGUACUUCGUCGUCUGAAGGUAAAUUAUAAAUUCUUGAAUUGGAUCAUUUUUGUUUACUGUUAAGUUAAUUAUGAAGGAAAUGCUAAUUAAAUACUAUUUGUAUGUUUUUGUAGAUUCUUAUUUGUUUUCAAGGAUUUCAAGUGAUUCAAUUUCGGAGAAAUCAAUGGAUAGCUUGACUUCAAUUAAGGAACAGAGGGAGAAGAUUAGCGAUUAGGUUUAAUUUUUUUAAAAUAGUAUGAAAUUAGGAUUUUUUGGUGAUUUUGUGAAAUUAGUUUAAAAUGAAGAUGAUGAUGAUGACAAAAACAGAUAAAUCUUGUGGCAGAGAGACUCAGAUUAGUGAAUGGUCUUGGUUUUUGCCUUUGUAUAGUGAUGGAUCAUUAUGUGAAUCCUGACACCUUGAGGAUUGAAAAAACUAUAUUGUAGUAAAUUUAUAUUUAUUACAUAUCUCUGUCGUCUUCAUUUUCGUUUGUCACACAACUCAAAAAUGUGUCAUAGUUUCAAAAUUUCUUGUAUUCUCUUAGUGAAAAAAAAAACUCAAGAAAUUAAAGUAUCUUUUAGUAACAACUAUUUAACUCAAG
Messenger RNA from Arabidopsis thaliana (thale cress), 1520 nucleotides. It is a transcript of the gene MAKR5, whose product is annotated as membrane-associated kinase regulator. The transcript is spliced from 2 exons. The record is from RefSeq and is marked reviewed. Gene Ontology annotation, cellular component: cytosol; plasma membrane. The coding region runs from base 81 to 971 and encodes 296 amino acids. Lineage: Eukaryota; Viridiplantae; Streptophyta; Magnoliopsida; Brassicales; Brassicaceae.